AUGGAGGUGAGAGAGGAAGAGGAGCCAAUCACGUUCACCCCUGCUGAUAGAGGUGAUAUAAUACUUCCACAUAACGAUCCAAUGGUAAUUUCUGCAGUUAUCGCCAAACACCCCAUCAGUAGAAUUUUGGUGGAUAGCGGCAGCUCUGUUAAUCUAAUCUAUUGGAAUUGUUUCGAACAAAUGCACAUAUCCCAAGACCGGUUGAGAAAAGUGUCCUCUCCCCUGUACAGCUUCACUGGAGAACCUGUCUCGGUAGCAGGAUCUGUUCAACUACCUGUCACAUUGGGCGCCGACCCUCAAAGUGUGACUCGACAGGCGAAUUUCAUGGUGGUCAAAGCCCAUUCUGCAGCAUACAAUAUGAUUUUAGGCCGACCGCUCCUCAAUGAUAUGAGGGCUGUAGUGUCCUCUUGCUACUUAUUAAUGAAAUUCCCCACGCUCUCAGGAGUAGGGCAAGUUCGUGGAGAUCAGAAGAAGGCAAGAUCCUGUUAUGUAUCGUCCACAAAAGGAAAAAGAGCAGAAGAGACUUUAUCUAUCGCUGAAAAAGCCAUACACAAAUCCCUGGAAGAAGAAACUGCUCGCAAGCCCCAACCAGUGGAAGAGUUAGAAGCAGUGCGCUUAAGUGACAUAGAUCCCGAGAAGUUGGUGUAUGUUAGCACGAAGCUUCCGAAACCAGUAAAAGAGGAAAUCAUGGGGUGCCUUAGAGAAAAUUUGGAUGUCUUUGCUUGGACACCAAGGGAUAUGCCAGGGAUUAGUCCAGACGAGAUAUGUCACCAUUUGAACGUGGAUCCUCAGUUCAAGCCUGUUCGACAAAAAAAAAAAAGGAAUAUCGCCCCUGAUAGACUACCGGCGUUAAAAGAAGAAAUUGAUAAGCUACUAAAGGCAUGUUUCAUUCGAGAGGUGUUAUAUCCAGAGUGGUUGGCCAAUGUGGUUAUGGUUAAAAAACCCAACGGAAAAUGGCGCGUGUGUAUAGACUUCAUUGGCCUCAACAAGGCGUGUCCUAAAGAUUCCUACCCAUUACCUCGGAUUGAUCAUCUGGUGGAUGAAACAUCUGGGUAUCAUCUAUUGAGCUUCUUAGAUGCCUUCUCAGGGUAUCAUCAGAUAAUGAUGUAUCCUCCAGAUCAGGAGAAAACAUCAUUCAUUAUAGAAAAAGGGACAUAUUGUUACCAAGUUAUGCUAUUCGGGCUCAAGAACGCGAGGGCCACUUAUCAACGCAUGGUGAAUAAAGUCUUUAAGGAAUUGUUGGGUGAUACAAUGGAAGCAUAUGUCGAUGAUAUGAUCGUGAAAAGUCGGGAGAAGGAAUCGCAUGUUAAAAAGCUGGCACGAGUGCUUGAAGUCUUUAGGCAAUACAAAAUGCGCCUAAACCCAGCAAAAUGUGCAUUUGGAGUUCAGUCUGGAAAAUUCUUAAGGUAUAUGAUCACACAAAGGGGCAUCGAGGCGAACCCCGAAAAGAUUCAAGCGAUACUGGAUAUGGAACCCCCAACAUCAAUUAAGGAGGUGCAGCGGCUGACAGGUCGAAUGGCGGCUCUUGGGCGUUUCCUCUCCAAAUCGGCCGAAAGGGAACUCUCGUUUCUUCAGACGUUAAGGACAGGGAAAAAGUUUGAGUGGACGGAGCAAUGCCAAAAGUCAUUUGAGGCAUUAAAAGAGUACUUGAAGGAAGUCCCUUUAUUGACUCGACCUGAAACUGGGGAAAUGUUAUAUCUGUACUUGGGUGUAAGUGACAAAGCAGUAAGUGCAGUACUAAUUAAAAAGGAAGGACAAGUGGAUCGACCAGUGUACUACGUCAGUAAGGUUCUACAAGGGCCGGAAACGCGUUAUCCCUUCAUAGAAAAGGUGGCACUGGCCCUAUUGAACGCCUCUAGAAAGUUGAGGCCAUAUUUCCAAGCUCACUCCAUUAGCGUACUGACAGACCAACCAUUACGGAGCAUUUUACAAAAGCCUAAGUGUUCCGGUCGUCUCACCAAAUGGUCCAUUGAGUUGAGUGAGUAUGACAUACAAUAUCAUCCUAGGCAGGCUAUAAAAGGGCAAGCAUUGGCGGACUUUAUUGUCGAAUGUACACCCUCUAAGGAAGCCAAGGAAAAGAGCAUAACAGAGUGGUUACUGUUUGUUGAUGGGGCUGCCAGUUCCCAAGGGAGUGGAGCGGGAAUAGUGCUUAUCCCACCAGAAGGAGAAUCCCUUGAAUACUCUCUAAGAUUCGCUUUUCCAAGCUCGAAUAAUGUGGCCGAGUAUGAGGCACUAAUCGCCAGUCUAAGGUUAGCCCGAAAACUUGAGGUAGCACAAUUGAUAGCCCACAGUGAUUCUCAACUGAUCGUUCAGCAAUACUACGGGCAGUACGAAACUAGAGAGCCGGCCAUGGGACAGUAUCUCCAGAAAGUCAGGGCACUUGCACAGUUGUUCGAAAGUUUUCGGCUAGUACAGAUCAACAGAUCCCUUAAUGGCCAUGCAGACGCUUUAUCCAAAUUAGCAUCCACUAAAGAAACUACUGGGAGAACAGUGUAUGUGGAAGUCCUUCAACAACCAAGUAUAGAAGAACCUGAAGUAGCAUGUAUUGAGAAUAGUAACGACUGGAGAACCCCUUUCUACAAAUAUUUGACCACGGGAGAAUUACCGGCAGACCCAAAAGAGGCUAAGAAAAUUAAACUUAGAGGAGCUCGUUUCACAAUAAUAGAUGGGAUGCUAUACAAGCGAGCGCACACUACGCCACUCCUCAAAUGCUUAGGCCCUCGGGAAACUAAUUAUGCUUUGAUUGAGGUUCACAGUGGAGUAUACGGUGAGCAUCUGGGAGGAAGGGCCCUCGCGGCCAAAAUCCUAAGGGCAGGCUUUUUCUGGCCUACAUUACAACAUGAUGCUCAAGCAAAGGUCAAAGAGUGUGAUAAAUGUCAGAGGCACGCCCCGAUUCAUUCUGCUCCGAUAUCGCAACUACAACCCACAUUCCAGCCCAUUCCCUUCGCUCAAUGGGGCUUGGAUAUUCUCGGCCCAUUUCCACAAGCUACAGGGCAAAGGAAAUUCCUUUUGGUGGCAAUGGAUUAUUUUACCAAGUGGAUUGAAGCCGAAGCCCUAGCCACCAUCAGUGCGAGGAAAGUAGAGGCCAUGGUAUGGAAAGACAUUGUAUGUCGAUUUGGAAUCUCACGAAUCAUUAACACCGAUCAUGGAAAGCAGUUUGACUGUGAUUCUUUCCGAAAUUUUUGCAAAGGCUUGGACAUUCAGCUAAGGAUUUCUUCAGUAGCAUAUCCCCAAGCUAACGGACAAGCAGAAGUCAGCAACAGAACAAUCUUACAUGGUUUGAAAACUCGGCUAGAAGGCGCAAAGGGAGCAUGGGUGGAUGAAUUGCCUACCGUCUUGUGGGCCUACCGAACAACCAGUCGGGUCUCAACGGGUGAAACGCCAUUUAACCUGGUGUACGGAACAGAAGCUUUGAUUCCUGUGGAAAUCUCUUGCAGGUCACCCCGAUUGGAUGCUUUUGAUAAAUGUGACAGUUCGGAAAACUCUGAUUCAUUAAAAGAGAGUCUUGAUCUCAUCGAGGAACAGAGAGACAGGGCGGCGGUACGAAUCGCUGCCUAUCAUAAAAGGGUUGCCAACUAUUACAACUCUCGUGUAAGGAGCCGACCUCUCAAGAAGGGAGAUUUGAUCCUCAGAAAAUCAGCCAUCACCAAUGCACUCCGAGAGGAUGGAAAAUUUCGAGCAAAUUGGGAAGGGCCGUACUGUAUCCAAGAAAUGAUAGGUCCUAGUACCUGUAUCCUCCAAACGCUCCAGGGUGAAACCAUGGGUAAGACUUGGAGCACAAACCACUUGAAAUUGUACUCCCUUUCGGACAUGUAA
Messenger RNA from Diospyros lotus (date-plum), 3816 nucleotides. RefSeq lists its product as uncharacterized. The transcript has a single exon. Gene Ontology annotation, molecular function: RNA-DNA hybrid ribonuclease activity; nucleic acid binding. NCBI's taxonomy places the organism in Eukaryota, Viridiplantae, Streptophyta, Magnoliopsida, Ericales, Ebenaceae. The coding region runs from base 1 to 3816 and encodes 1271 amino acids. The record is from RefSeq and is a predicted model, not a curated record. Gene Ontology annotation, biological process: DNA integration.